Molecule: messenger RNA, 16750 nt
Organism: Suricata suricatta (meerkat)
Lineage: Eukaryota; Metazoa; Chordata; Mammalia; Carnivora; Herpestidae
Gene: AHNAK
Product: AHNAK nucleoprotein
Exons: 9
Coding region: 218-15904 (5228 amino acids)
Biological process (GO): regulation of RNA splicing
Cellular component (GO): costamere; cytoplasm; nucleus
Molecular function (GO): protein binding
Source: RefSeq, a predicted model, not a curated record
ACUGCACCGCCCGCCCUGCCGGACCCGCCCCGACCGGGGCUCGCUGCCUGCAGCAGCCGCAGCACCGCGACCUGGAGCCCCGCGCGGGCUAUGGCAGUGCCCCGGGGCUGAGCGCGCAGGCCGGUGACCGAGAUUCCCGACGAGAGAGACUGAGAAGACAGGAAGGAGGGGCGGGCUCCUGGCAAGGCAUCCGCUCCAGAACUGAGUCCUGCAAAAGAUGGAGAAGGAGGAGGAAACGACCCGGGAGCUGCUGCUGCCCAACUGGCAGGGCAGCGGCUCCCACGGGCUCACCAUCGCCCAGAGGGACGACGGUGUCUUUGUGCAGGAGGUGAUGCAGAACUCCCCUGCGGCCCGCACUGGGGUGGUCAAGGAGGGGGACCAGAUUGUGGGUGCCACCAUCUACUUUGACAACCUGCAGUCAGGUGAGGUGACGCAGCUGCUGAACACCAUGGGGCACCACACCGUGGGCCUGAAGCUUCACCGCAAGGGGGACCGCUCCCCCGAGCCCGGCCAGACCUGGACCCAUGAAGUCUUCAGCUCGCACAGCUCCGAGGUGGUUCUGAGCGGGGAUGAUGAGGAGUACCAGCGCAUCUACACCACGAAGAUCAAGCCUCGGCUGAAGUCGGAGGAUGGAGUAGAAGGGGAUCCUGGGGAGACCCAGAGCCGCACCAUCACAGUGACUAGAAGGGUCACAGCCUACACUGUUGAUGUGACGGGCCGUGAAGGUGCCAAGGACAUCGAUAUCAGCAGCCCUGAGUUCAAGAUCAAGAUUCCACGGCAUGAACUGACUGAAAUCUCCACUGUGGAUGUGGACACCCACCCUGGCAAGACAGUGAUCAGACUGCCCUCGGGCUCAGGGGCAGCGUCUCCGACCGCAGGCUCUGUUGUGGACAUCCGAGCGGGUUCCAUUUCCGCUUCGGUCCCAGAGCUCCAAGGCGCUGGCCACUCGAAGCUCCAGGUCACCAUGCCUGGGAUAAAGGUGGGAAGCCCGGGCGUCAGUGUCAGUGCAAAGGGCUUGGACUUGGGUGGCAAAGGAGGGGUCCAAGUUCCAGGAGUGGACGUUUCGUCUUCUCUUGGGGGCGGGGCAGUAGAAGUGCAGGACCCAGCUCUUGAGAGUGGCAGUAACGGGAAGAUUAAAAUCCCCACGAUGAAGGUGCCAAAAUUCGGUGUCUCAACAGGGCCCAAGAGCCAGGCGCCAGUGGCAGGGUUGAAUGUUUCUGCCCCUGAAUUCUCUGCGGGGCACAAGGGCGGCAAGCCAGGCCUGACCAUCGGUGGGAACAUCCAGACCCCUCAGCUAGAAGUCUGCGCUCCUUCUGCCAAUGUUGAGGGGCUUGAGGGGAAGCUGAAAGGCCCCCAAAUCACUGGGCCAUCGCUUGAGACUGGUCUAGGCCUGAAAGGUGCCAAGCCACAGGGGAGCAUAGGGGUGGAUGUCUCUGUGCCCAAGAUGGAGGGCACUGUCACCAGCUCCAACGUGGAAGUUCAAGCCCCUGACGUUGAUAUUCAUGGGCCUGGUGGCAAACUGAACAUGCCCAAGAUGAAAGUUCCCAAAUUCUCUGUAUCAGGUUCUAAGGGAGAGGGAGCUGGCAUUGAUGUGACACUGCCCACAGGUGAUGUGACUCUUCCUGGGGUCUCUGGGAACGUCAGUCUGCCUGAAGUUGCAGCUGGGGGGCUGGAAGGGAAGGUGAAGGGUAUGAAAGUCAAGACUCCUGAAAUGAUUAUUCAGAAACCUAAAAUCUCCAUGCAGGAUGUGGAUCUGAGCCUUGGGUCUCCUAAACUGAAAGGAGAUAUUAAGGUUUCUGCCCCUGGGGUGCACGGUGAUGUUAAAGGCCCUCACGUGGCAAUGAAAGGCGCCAAAGUGGACAUAGAGACACCUAGCCUUGAGGGAACUUUGACAGGACCCAAGCUUAGUAGUCCUUCUGGGAAAACAGGCACCUACGGGAUCACUAUGGCAGAUGUAGACUUAAAUGUGGCUGCCCCUAAAGUGAAAGGGGGUGUGGAUGUUGUACUCCCAAAAGGAGAAGGGAAAGUCAAAGUCCCUCAAGUUGACAUCAAAGGACCCAAAGUGGAUGUUAGUGCCCCAGAUGUGGAAGUUCAUGGCCCAGAAUGGAACCUGAAAAUGCCCAAGUUCAGCACUUCAGGAGUUGGAGGGGAAGGCCCAGAUGUAGAUGUGAAACUACCCAAAGGAGACAUCAGUAUUUCAGGGCCCAAGGUCAACGUGGAGGCCCCGAAUGUCAACGUAGGAGGCCUGGGAGGCAAACUUAAAGGCCCUGAUAUCAAGCUGCCUGAAGUGAGUGUCAAGACACCAAAGAUCUCCAUGCCUGAUGUAGAUUUACAUGUUAAAGGCCCAAAGGUAAAAGGAGAAUAUGAUGUAACAGCCCCAAAGCUUGAAGGAGAACUGAAAGGCCCCAAAAUGGACAUUGAUGCCCCAGAUGUGGACAUUCACGGCCCAGACUGGCAUCUGAAGAUGCCCAGGAUGAAAAUGCCCAAGUUCAGUGUUCCAGGGCUCAAAGCAGAGGGCCCAGAAAUGGAUGUGAAUCUUCCCAAGGCAGAUGUGGAUGUUUCUGGGCACAAGGUAGAUGUUAGUGCUCCAGAUGUGAGCAUUGAGGGACCAGAAGGGAAAUUGAAGGGACCUAAGUUUAAGAUGCCUGAGAUGAAUAUCAAAGCCCCAAAGAUCUCCAUGCCAGAUGUGGACUUACAUUUGAAAGGCCCUAAGGUAAAAGGGGAAUAUGAUGUCACAGUGCCAAAAGCUGAAGGUGAGAUGAAAGUUCCUGAUGUUGAACUUAAAAGCGCCAAAGUGGAUAUUGAUGCUCCAGACGUUGAUGUUCGUGGCCCAGAUUGGCACCUGAAGAUGCCCAAGAUGAAAAUGCCCAAGUUCAGCAUGCCUGGCUUCAAAGCAGAGGGCCCAGAAGUGGAUGUGAACCUGCCCAAGACAGACAUGGACAUCUCAGGACCCACAGUGGAUGUUGAAGUUCCGGAUGUGAAUAUUGAAGGACCUGAAGGAAAGCUGAAGGGUCCCAAGUUUAAGAUGCCUGAAAUGAAUAUCAAGGCCCCAAAGAUCUCUAUGCCUGACGUGGAUUUGCAUAUGAAAGGUCCCAAGGUAAAAGGAGACUAUGAUGUUACAGUGCCAAAGCUGGAAGGGGAACUCAAAGGGCCAAAAGUAGACAUCAGUGCCCCUGAUGUUGAAGUUCACAGUCCUGAGUGGAAUCUAAAGAUGCCCAAGAUGAAAAUGCCCAAAUUUACCAUGCCCAGCCUCAAAGGGGAAGGCCCAGAAGUGGAUGUGAAUCUCCCAAAGGCUGAUGUGGACAUUUCUGCACCCAAGGUAGAUAUUAGUGCUCCAGAUUUGAGCCUUGAAGGACCAGAAGGGAAGCUGAAAGGUCCCAAGUUUAAGAUGCCAGAGAUGCACUUCAAAGCCCCUAAGAUGACUCUGCCUGAUGUCGACUUGGAUCUUAAAGGACCCAAAAUGAAAGGAUCUCUAGAUGUGUCUGCACCAAAAAUAGAAGGUGAAAUGAAAGUUCCAGAUGUGGACAUCAGAGGACCUAAGGUGGACAUUAAAGCACCAGAUGUGGAAGUCCAAGGUGCAGACUGGAGCCUGAAAAUGCCGAAAAUGAAAAUGCCCAAGUUCAGCAUACCCAGCCUCAAAGGGGAGGGCCCAGAAGUGGAUAUGAACCUGCCCAAAGCUGACAUUGACAUCUCUGGACCCACAGUUGACAUUGAAGCCCCGGAAGUGAGCCUUGAAGGUCCAGAAGGGAAGCUGAAGGGCCCCAAAUUUAAGAUGCCUGAGAUGCACUUCAAGACCCCCAAGAUCUCCAUGCCUGAUGUGGACUUACACUUGAAAGGCCCCAAAGUGAAAGGGGAUGUGGAUGUGUCUGUGCCCAAGAUAGAAGGUGAAAUGAAAGUGCCAGAUGUGGACAUCAAAGGCCCCAAAGUGGACGUGGAUGUCCCAGAUGUGGAUGUUCAUGGCCCAGAGUGGAACUUGAAGAUGCCCAAGGUGAAAAUGCCCAAAUUUAGUGUGCCUGGCUUCAAAGGAGAGGGCCCAGAAGUGGAUGUGAACCUGCCCAAGGCUGACAUUGAUAUCUCUGGACCCAAGGUGGACAUUGAAGCCCCUGAUGUGAGCCUUGAGGGUCCAGAAGGGAAGCUGAAGGGCCCCAAGUUUAAGAUGCCUGAGAUGCACUUCAAGGCUCCCAAGAUCUCCAUGCCUGAUGUGAACUUGAAUCUUAAGGGGCCAAAACUGAAGGGAGAUGUGGAUGUGUCUGUGCCUAAUGUAGAAGGUGAAAUAAAAAUGCCAGAUGUUGACAUUAAAGGGCCCAAAGUUGACAUUGAUGCUCCAGAUGUGGAUGUGCGUGGCCCAGACUGGCACCUGAAGAUGCCCAAGAUAAAAAUGCCCAAGAUCAGCAUGCCUGGCUUCAAAGGAGAGGGCCCAGAAGUGGAUGUGAACCUGCCCAAAGCUGACAUUGAUGUCUCAGGUCCCAAAGUGGAUAUUGAAGUUCCAGAUGUGAAUAUUGAAGGUCCAGAUGCAAAAGUGAAAGGUCUUAAAUUUAAGAUGCCAGAAAUGAAUAUAAAGCCUCAGAAGAUAUCCAUGCCAGACGUUGGUUUGCACUUAAAAGGUCCUAAAAUGAAAGGAGAUUAUGAUGUUCCAAAGGUAGAAGGAGAGAUAAAAGCUCCUGAUGUUGACAUCAAAGGGCCCAAAGUGGACAUUAAUGCACCGGAGGUGGGAGUUCAUGGCCCAGACUGGCACCUGAAGAUGCCCAAAGUGAAAAUGCCCAAGUUCAGCAUGCCAGGGUUCAAAGGCGAGGGCCCAGAAGUGGAUGUGAACCUGCCCAAGGCUGACGUAGAGAUCUCAGGACCCAAGGUGGACAUUGAUGCUCCAGAUGUGAAUAUUGAAGGUCCAGAGGGGAAACUAAAAGGUCCAAAGUUCAAGAUGCCAAGCAUGAGUAUACAGACACACAAAAUCUCUAUGCCUGAUGUUGGACUUAAUCUGAAAGCUCCUAAACUGAAAACUGAUGUAGAUGUUUCCCUUCCCAAAGUGGAAGGAGACUUGAAAGGUCCUGAAAUUGACAUGAAGGCCCCGAAGGUGGAUGUGGAUGUUGGUGAUAUUGAUAUUGAAGGUCCAGAAGGGAAGCUGAAGGGCCCUAAGUUUAAGAUGCCUGAGAUGCACUUCAAGGCUCCCAAGAUCUCCAUGCCUGAUGUGGACUUACACUUGAAAGGCCCCAAAGUGAAAGGGGAUGCAGAUGUGUCUGUGCCCAAGAUAGAAGGUGAAAUGAAAGUUCCAGAUGUUGACAUUAAAGGGCCCAAAGUUGACAUUGAUGCCCCAGAUGUGGAUGUUCAUGGCCCAGAGUGGCACCUGAAGAUGCCCAAGGUGAAAAUGCCCAAGUUCAGCAUGCCUGGCUUCAAGGGUGAGGGUCCAGAAGUGGAUGUGAACCUGCCCAAGGCUGACAUUAAUGUGUCUGGCCCCAAGGUGGACAUUGAUGCUCCUGAUUUGGAUAUUGAGGGGCCAGAAGGAAAAUUAAAGGGCUCUAAAUUUAAGAUGCCUAAGUUGAAUAUCAAAGCUCCUAAGAUAUCCAUGCCAGAUGUGGACUUGAAUUUGAAAGUACCCAAAGUGAAAGGAGAAAUGGAUGCUUCUGUGCCUGAACUAGAAGGUGAUCUCAGAGGUCCGCAAGUUGAUAUCAAAGGUCCUGGUGUAGAUGUGGAGAUGCCUGAUGUUGAUCUGGAAUGUCCUGAUGCAAAGUUGAAAGGUCCUAAGUUUAAGAUGCCUGAGAUGCACUUCAAGACCCCCAAGAUCUCCAUGCCUGAUGUGGACUUACACUUGAAAGGCCCCAAAGUGAAAGGGGAUGUGGAUGUGUCUGUGCCCAAGAUAGAAGGUGAAAUGAAAGUGCCAGAUGUGGACAUCAAAGGCCCCAGAGUGGACAUGGAUGUCCCAGAUGUGGAUGUUCAUGGCCCAGAGUGGAACUUGAAGAUGCCCAAGAUGAAAAUGCCCAAAUUUAGUGUGCCUGGCUUCAAAGGAGAGGGCCCAGAAGUGGAUGUGAACCUGCCCAAGGCUGACAUUGAUAUCUCUGGACCCAAGGUGGACAUUGAAGCCCCUGAUGUGAGCCUUGAGGGUCCAGAAGGGAAGCUGAAGGGCCCCAAGUUUAAGAUGCCUGAGAUGCACUUCAAGGCUCCCAAGAUCUCCAUGCCUGAUGUGAACUUGAAUCUUAAGGGGCCAAAACUGAAGGGAGAUGUGGAUGUAUCAGUGCCAAAAUUAGAAGGAGACUUGAAAGGCCCCAGUGUGGAUGUGGAGAUGCCUGAUGUUGAUCUAGAAUGUCCUGAUGCAAAAUUGAAAGGUCCUAAGUUUAAGAUGCCUGAGAUGCACUUCAAGACCCCCAAGAUCUCCAUGCCUGAUGUGGACUUACACUUGAAAAGCCCCAAAGUGAAAGGGGAUGUGGAUGUGUCUGUGCCCAAGAUAGAAGGUGAAAUGAAAGUGCCAGAUGUUGACAUUAAAGGACCCAAAGUUGACAUUGAUGCCCCAGAUGUGGAUGUUCAUGGCCCAGAGUGGCACCUGAAGAUGCCCAAGAUGAAAAUGCCCAAGUUCAGCAUGCCUGGCUUCAAAGGCGAGGGCCCAGAAGUGGAUGUGAACAUGCCUAAGGCUGACAUUGAUAUCUCUGGACCGAAGGUGGACAUUGAAACUCCAGAUAUGAACAUUGAGGGUCCAGAAGGCAAACUGAAAGGCCCGAAGUUCAAGAUGCCUGAAAUGCACUUUCAUGCCCCUAAGAUCUCCAUGCCUGAUGUUGAUUUCAACUUAAAAGGGUCUAAAAUCAAAGGAGACUUUGAUGUUUCUGCCCCAAAGCUGGAGGGAGAGUUAAAGGGUCCAGAAUUGGAUGUCAAAGGCCCCAAAUUGGAUGUUGACAUGCCAGAUGUGGCUGUGGAAGGUCCAGAUGGAAAGUGGAAAAGUCCUAAAUUUAAGAUGCCAGACAUGCACUUUAAAGCUCCCAAAAUCACCAUGCCAGACAUUGAUUUGCACUUAAAAAGUCCCAAGAUAAAGGGAGAGGUGGAGGUUGAUGUUCCUAAAUUGGAAGGUGACCUCAAAGGGCCAGAUCUCAAAGGUGGUAUCAGUGGGCCAGAUACUGACAUUGAAGGACCAGAGGGCAAAUUGAAAGGUCCCAAGUUCAAGAUGCCUGACAUGCAUUUCAAAGCUCCAAAUAUUUCUAUGCCUGAUGUGGACCUAAAUUUGAAAGGACACAAAAUCAAGGGGGAUGUUGAUGUGUCUGUGCCUGAAGUAGAAGGUAAAAUUAAAGUACCAGAUGUGAACGUCAAGGGCCCCAAAGUAGACAUAAAUGCUCCUGAUGUUCACGGCCCAGACUGGCACCUGAAGAUGCCCAAAAUGAAAAUGCCCAAGUUCAGCAUGCCUGGUUUCAAAGCAGAGGGCCCAGAAGUAGAUGUGAAUCUUCCAAAGGCUGACAUUGAUGUCUCAGGACCCAAAGUUGACAUUGAAGUCCCAGAUAUGAGCAUUGAGAGUCCGGAGGGAAAGAUCAAGGGGCCUAAAUUUAAAAUGCCAGAAAUGAACAUCAAAGCUCCCAAGAUCUCCAUGCCAGAUGUAGAUUUACACUUGAAAGGUCCUAAGGUCAAAGGAGAUGUGGACAUUUCCCUACCUAAGGUGGAAGGUGACCUAAAGGGCCCCAAAGUGGACAUUGAUGCCCCAGAUGUGGAUGUUCAAGGCCCAGACUGGCACCUCAAGAUGCCUAAGAUGAAAAUGCCCAAGUUCAGCAUGCCAGGCUUCAAAGGAGAGGGCCCCGAUGUGGAUGUGAACCUGCCCAAAGCCGACAUUGAUGUCUCAGCACCCAAGGUGGACAUCGAAGGCCCUGAUGUUAACAUCGAGGGACCCGAGGGAAAGUUGAAAGGUCCCAGGUUCAAGAUGCCUGAAAUGAACAUCAAAGCCCCCAAGAUCUCCAUGCCUGACUUUGAUUUGCAUCUGAAAGGUCCUAAGGUCAAAGGAGAUGUGGACGUUUCCCUACCCAAGGUGGAAGGUGACCUCAAAGGCCCUGAAGUUGACAUCAAAAGCCCCAAGGUGGACAUUGAUGUCCCAGAUGUGGAUGUGCAUGGCCCAGACUGGCACCUGAAGAUGCCCAAGAUAAAAAUGCCCAAGAUCAGCAUGCCAGGCUUCAAAGGAGAGGGCCCUGAUGUGGAUGUGAACCUGCCCAAGGCUGACAUUGAUGUCUCAGGACCCAAAGUGGACAUUGAUGUUCCAGAUGUCAAUAUCGAAGGUCCAGAUGCGAAACUGAAGGGCCCCAAGUUCAAGAUGCCAGAGAUGAACAUCAAAGCUCCCAAGAUCUCCAUGCCUGACUUUGAUUUGCACCUGAAAGGUCCUAAGGUCAAAGGAGAUGUGGAUGUAUCUCUGCCUAAGGUGGAAGGUGACCUCAAGGGGCCUGAAGUUGACAUCAAGGGCCCCAAAGUGGACAUUGACGUCCCAGAUGUGGAUGUGCAUGGCCCAGACUGGCACCUGAAGAUGCCCAAGGUGAAAAUGCCCAAGUUCAGCAUGCCUGGCUUCAAAGGAGAGGGCCCAGAUGUGGAUGUGAACCUGCCCAAGGCUGACAUUGAUGUGUCAGCACCCAAGGUGGACAUUGAAGCCCCAGAUGUCAAUAUUGAAGGUCCAGAUGCGAAACUGAAGGGCCCCAAGUUCAAGAUGCCAGAGAUGAACAUCAAAGCUCCCAAAAUCUCCAUGCCUGACCUUGACUUUAACCUGAAGGGCCCCAAAAUGAAGGGUGAUGUGGAUGUUUCUCUGCCCAAAGUGGAAUGUGACCUCAAGGACCCUGAAGUUGACAUAAAGGGCCCCAAGUUGGACAUAGACACCCCUGAUAUCAACAUUGAAGGCCCAGAAGGAAAAUUGAAGGGACCCAAGUUUAAGAUGCCAGAGAUGCAUAUUAAAGCCCCCAAGAUUUCCAUGCCUGACUUUGACUUAAGUUUGAAAGGGCCAAAGGUAAAGGGGGAUGUGGAUCUUUCAUUACCUAAGGUGGAAGGUGAUCUAAAAGGGCCAGAGGUGGACAUUGAAGGGCCUGAAGGGAAACUCAAAGGUCCCAAGUUUAAGAUGCCUGAUGUCCAUUUCAAAACUCCACAAAUCUCCAUGAGUGACAUUGAUUUGAACUUGAAAGGACCAAAAAUAAAGGGAGAUUUGGACAUUUCCAUUCCUAAACUGGAAGGAGAUCUAAAAGGCCCCAAAGUGGAUGUUAAAGGCCCUAAUCUGGACAUAGACACCCCUGAUGUUGACAUUCAUGGCCCAGAAGGGAAACUGAAGGGCCCCAAGUUCAAGAUGCCUGACCUGCACCUCAAGGCACCCAAGAUCUCUAUGCCUGAAGUGGACCUGAACCUGAAGGGUCCCAAGGUAAAGGGUGAUGUGGAUAUGUCUCUGCCUAAAGUGGAAGGUGACCUCAAGGGGCCUGAAGUUGACAUCAAGGGCCCCAAAGUGGACAUUGACGUCCCUGAUGUGGAUGUGCAUGGUCCAGACUGGCACCUGAAGAUGCCCAAGGUGAAAAUGCCCAAGUUCAGCAUGCCAGGCUUCAAAGGAGAGGGCCCAGAAGUGGAUGUGAACCUGCCCAAGGCUGACAUUGAUGUGUCAGGACCCAAGGUGGACAUCGAAGGUCCUGAUGUUAACAUCGAGGGACCCGAGGGAAAGUUGAAGGGUCCUAAGUUCAAGAUGCCUGAGAUGAACAUCAAAGCCCCCAAGAUCUCCAUGCCUGACUUUGAUUUGCAUCUGAAAGGUCCUAAGGUCAAAGGAGAUGUGGACGUUUCCCUGCCCAAGGUGGAAGGUGACCUCAAAGGCCCUGAAGUUGACAUCAAAGGGCCCAAGGUGGACGUUGAUGUCCCAGAUGUGGAUGUGCAUGGCCCAGACUGGCACCUGAAGAUGCCCAAGAUAAAAAUGCCCAAGAUCAGCAUGCCAGGUUUCAAAGGAGAGGGCCCAGAUGUGGAUGUGAACCUGCCCAAGGCUGACAUUGAUGUGUCAGCACCCAAGGUGGACAUUGAAGGCCCUGAUAUUAACAUUGAAGGACCAGAGGGAAAGUUGAAAGGUCCUAAGUUCAAGAUGCCAGAGAUGAACAUCAAAGCUCCCAAGAUCUCCAUGCCUGACAUUGAUCUUAACCUGAAGGGCCCUAAAGGGAAGGGUGAUGUGGAUGUGUCUUUACCAAAAGUGGAAGGUGAGAUUAAAGUUCCUGAAGUAGAUAUUAAAGGCCCCAAAGCAGACAUUGAUGUCGCAGAUGUGGAUGUUCACGGCCCAGACUGGCACCUGAAGAUGCCCAAGGUGAAAAUGCCCAAGUUCAGCAUGCCAGGCUUCAAAGGAGAGGGCCCCAAUGUGGAUGUGAACUUGCCCAAGGCUGACAUUGAUGUGUCAGGACCCAAGGUGGACGUUGAUGUUCCAGAUGUCAAUAUUGAAGGUCCAGAUGCGAAACUGAAGGGCCCCAAGUUCAAGAUGCCAGAGAUGAAUAUCAAAGCUCCCAAGAUCUCCAUGCCUGAUUUGGACCUUAAUCUCAAAGGCCCUAAAAUGAAAGGAGAGGUGGAUGUUUCCCUUCCAAAAGUAGAAGGUGAUUUAAAAGGACCUACUCUUGACAUCAAGGGCCCAAAGAUAGAUGUGGAUGCGCCAGAUCUUGACAUCCAUGGACCUGAAGGCAAAUUAAAAGGUCCAAAACUGAAGAUGCCAGACAUGCAUGUAAACAUGCCCAAGAUCUCCAUGCCUGAAAUUGACCUGAAUUUGAAAGGCCCAAAGCUUAAGGGAGAUGUUGAUGUUUCUGGGCCCAAAUUAGAAGGUGACAUUAAAGCUCCCAAGUUGGAUGUAAAGGGUCCAGAAGUGGACAUUUCCGGUCCUAAGCUCAAUCUUGAAGGCAAGUCAAAGAAAUCACGUUUUAAGCUUCCUAAGUUUAAUUUUUCGGGCUCCAAAGUUCAGACACCUGAUGUGGAUGUCAAAGUUAAAAAGCCGGAUAUUGAUGUGACAGGUCCAAAAGUUGAUAUUAAUGCCCCCGAUGUUGAGGUCCAAGGAAAAGUGAAAGGAUCCAAGUUCAAAAUGCCUUUCCUGAGUAUUUCAUCUCCUAAAGUUUCUAUGCCUGAUGUGGAAUUAAAUCUCAAAGGCCCUAAAGUCAAAGGAGACUUGGAUGUUACAGCUCCUAAUUUAGAAAGUGACUUAAAAGGACCCAAAGUGGAUAUUAAGGCACCAGAAGUUCAUCUUGAUGCACCUGAUGCGGAUGUUCAUGGUCCAGAUUGGAAUUUGAAAAUGCCCAAAAUGAAAAUGCCCAAGUUUGGUGUGCCUGGCUUAAAAGCUGAAGGACCAGAAAUGGCUGUGGAUCUGCCAAAAGGAGAUAUUAAUAUAGAGGGUCCCAGAAUGGACAUUGAGGGCCCAGAAAUCAAUGUGGAAGGUGUAGAAGGAGGCUUAAAAGGUCCCAAACUCAAGAUGCCUGACAUGAAUAUCAAAACUCCCAAGAUCUCCAUGCCUGACAUUGAUUUAAACUUGAAGGGCCCCAGGAUGAAAGGUGAUGUUGAUGUUUCUCUGCCCAAAGUUGAAGGGGAUCUGAAAGGGCCAGAGAUUGAUAUCAAAGGCCCUAAAGUGGACAUUGAUGUUCCUGAUGUGGAUGUGCAUGGCCCAGACUGGCACCUGAAAAUGCCCAAGGUGAAAAUGCCCAAGUUCAGCAUGCCAGGCUUCAAAGGUGAGGGCCCAGAUGUUGAUGUUACUCUCCCUCAGGCUGACAUUGAUAUUUCUGGCCCCAAAGUGGACAUUGAUGCCCCAGAUGUGAAUAUUGAAGGUCCAGAUGCAAAACUGAAGGGCCCCAAGUUCAAGAUGCCAGAGAUGAACAUCAAAGCUCCCAAAAUUUCCAUGCCUGACUUUGAUCUGAACUUAAAGGGCCCCAAAAUGAAAGGUGAUGUGGAUGUGUCUUUGCCAAAAGUAGAAGGUGACUUAAAGGGACCUGAGGUGGACAUCAAGGGUCCCAAAUUGGACAUUGACACUCCUGAUAUUAACAUUGAAGGCUCAGAGGGGAAAUUGAAGGGGCCCAAAUUAAAGAUGCCAGAGAUGCACCUAAAGACUCCAAAGAUUUCCAUGCCCGAUAUUGACUUAAACCUGAAGGGCCCCAAGGUGAAGGGUGAUGUGGAUGUUUCCCUUCCCAAGUUUGAAGGCGAUCUGAAAGGCCCUGAAGUGGACCUCAAAGGUCCCAAGCUGGACAUUGAUGCCCCAGAUGUGGAUGUGCAUGGCCCAGACUGGCACCUGAAGAUGCCCAAGAUAAAAAUGCCCAAGAUCAGCAUGCCAGGCUUCAAAGGAGAGGGCCCCGAUGUGGAUGUGAACCUGCCCAAAGCCGACAUUGAUGUCUCAGCACCCAAGGUGGACAUCGAAGGUCCUGAUGUUAACAUCGAGGGACCCGAGGGAAAGUUGAAGGGUCCUAAGUUCAAGAUGCCUGAGAUGAACAUCAAAGCCCCCAAGAUCUCCAUGCCUGACUUUGAUUUGCAUCUGAAAGGUCCUAAGGUCAAAGGAGAUGUGGACGUUUCCCUGCCCAAGGUGGAAGGUGACCUCAAAGGCCCUGAAGUUGACAUCAAGGGCCCCAAAGUGGACAUUGACGUCCCAGAUGUGGAUGUGCAUGGCCCAGACUGGCACCUGAAGAUGCCCAAGGUGAAAAUGCCCAAGUUCAGCAUGCCUGGCUUCAAAGGAGAGGGCCCAGAUGUGGAUGUGAACCUGCCCAAGGCUGACAUUGAUGUGUCAGCACCCAAGGUGGACGUUGAUGUUCCAGAUGUCAAUAUCGAAGGUCCAGAUGUGAAACUGAAGGGCCCCAAGUUCAAGAUGCCAGAGAUAAAUAUCAAAGCUCCCAAGAUCUCCAUGCCUGAUGUUGACUUGGAUUUGAAAGGAUCCAAAGUCAAAGGAGAUUUUGAUGUGUCUGUCCCUAAGAUUGAAGGUACUUUCAAAGGCCCAGAAGUAGACCUUAAAGGUCCAGGUCUGGAUAUCGAAGGCCCUGAUGUCAAGCUGAGUGGCCCAAAUUUGAAGAUGCCAUCGCUUGAUAUUUCUGCCCCUAAAGUAACUGUACCUGAUGUUGAUUUGCAUCUCAAGACACCCAAAAUUGGGGUUUCUGGUCCCAAGUUAGAAGGUGGUGAACUGGACCUCAAAGGGCCCAAAGUUGAUUUAGAAGCUCCAAGCUUAGAUGUACACAUGGAGAGCCCAGAUAUUAAUGUUGAGGGCCCAGAUAUUAAAAUACCCAAAUUUAAGAAACCCAAGUUUGGAUUUGGGGCAAAAAGCCCCAAAGCGGACGUCAAAUCACCUUCCUUGGAUGUGACUGUUCCUGAGGCAGAAGUGAAUGUUGAGAUUCCUGACAUCAGUGUUGGUGGCAAGGGCAAGAAAAGUAAGUUUAAGAUGCCUAAAAUUCACAUGAGUGGUCCUAAAAUGAAGGCCAAAAAACAGGGGUUUGAUUUGAAUGUUCCUGGGGGCGAAGUUGAUGCCAGUCUCAAGACUCCUGAUAUAGACAUCAAUGUGGCAGGACCAGAUGUGAAAUCCCCCAAAACCAAGAAACCUAUGUUUGGAAAGAUGUACUUUCCAGAUGUAGAAUUUGACAUUAAAUCACCUAAAUUUAAAGCGGAGGCCCCCCUCCCUAGCCCCAAAAUAGAGGGUGAAAUCCAGGCACCCAAUCUGGAUAUUUCUUCAGGGAUUAAUGUGGAAGGUCCUGACUUCAAGCUGAAGGCUCCCAAGUUGAAGGUGCCGGGUAUGGAUGUUUCAGGCCCCAAAAUAGAGGGUGACUUGAAAGGCCCCAGGGUGCAGGCAAAGCUGGAUGCACCGGACAUCAAUCUUGAAGGCCCAGAUGCUAAAGUCAAAGCACCAUCGUUCGGCAUUUCUGCCCCUCAGGUCUCCAUCCCCGAUGUGAACGUUAACUUGAAAGGACCAAAGAUAAAGGGUGAUGUCCCCAGUAUGGGACUGGAAGGACCAGACAUAGAUCUGCAAGGUCCAGAAUCGAAAAUCAAGUUUCCCAAGUUUUCAAUGCCCAAGAUCGGCGUCCCUGGUGUGAAUGUGGAAGGUGGAGGAGCUGAGGUCCAUGCCAAGCUGCCCUCUCUUGAAGGAGGCUUGAGUGCACCUGAUGUGAAUCUUGAAGGACCUGAUGUGUCUCUGAAGGGGCCAAAAGUAGACUUGCCUUCAGUGAACCUCUCUAUGCCAAAGGUCUCUGGACCUGACCUUGACCUGAAUUUGAAAGGACCAAGUUUGAAGGGAGACCUGGAUGCCUCUUUUCCCAGCAUGAAGGUACAAGCCCCAGGGCUUGACCUCCGAGGGGUUGGUGGAAAGGUGAAGAUGGAAGGAGAUGGUGUGAAAGUGCCGGGGAUGGAUGCCACAGCGCUAAACCUUGGCGCGCCAGACGUGACCCUGAAGGGACCAAGCCUGCAGGGAGACUUGGCUGUCUCUGGUGACAUCAAAUGCCCUAAGAUAUCAGUAGGAGCCCCUGAUCUCAGUUUGGAGGCACCUGAAGGUGGCAUUAAACUUCCCCAAAUGAAAUUGCCCCAGUUUGGCAUCUCCACUCCUGGGUCCGACUUGGACAUCAACGUCAAGGGGCCCCAAGUGACCGGAGAACUGAAGGGGCCAGGUGUGGAUGUGAACCUCGGAGGCCUGAACCUGAAGGGGCCUCAGAUCUCUGGCCCUCAAAUCUCAGCACCAGACAUGGACUUGAACUUGGAAGGACCAAAAAUAAAAGGGAGCCUCGGGGCCACUGGGGAGCUGAAAGGAGGUCUUCCAGGCAUCAGUGUGCAGGAUCUAGAAGGAAACCUCCAGAUGCCUGGGGUUAAGUCCUCUGGAUGUGACGUGGAGCUGCCCGGUGUGAACGUGAAACUGCCAGCCGGGCAGAUUUCUGGUCCUGAAGUCAAAGGCGAUCUGAAAGGUUCAGGAAUAGGUUUCCAUGGGGCCGCUCCUGACAUUAGCGUGAAGGGGCCUUCCUUCAGUGUGGCAUCUCCUGAGUCAGAUUUCGGUGUCAGCUUGAAAGGCCCCAAAAUCAAAGGAGGUGUGGAUGCUUCAGGGGGUGUCAGCUCCCCUGCUGUCAGCGUGGGUGAAGGGCAUAUGAGUGUCAAAGGUUCUGGGGGUGAGUGGAAAGGACCCCAGGCCUCCUCCACUUUCAACGUAGAUGUGCCCAAGCUUGCCGGGGGCCUUCAUUUCUCAGGACCAAAGGUAGAAGGACUCCAGGGUCCUGGGCUGAGUGUGUCUGCGUCUCCAGGUCACUUGGAAAGCAGAUCCGGAAAAGUAACAUUCCCCAAAAUGAAGAUCCCCAAAUUCACCUUCUCUGGCCGGGAGCUGGUUGGCAGAGAAGUGGGGGUGGAUAUUAACUUCCCCAAAGUGGAGGUCACUGGCCAGGCUGCUGCCGGAGAGGGCGAGUGGGAAGAGUCUGACGUAAAACUUAAAAAGUCCAAAAUCAAAAUGCCCAAGUUCAAUUUUUCCAAACCAAAAGGGAAAGGUGGUGUCACUGGCUCACCAGAAGCAUCCAUCUCAGGGUCCAAAGGCGACCUGAAGAGCUCCAAGGCCAGCCUCGGCUCUCUGGAAGGAGAAGCGGAGGCCGAAACAUCGUCGCCCAAAGGCAAAUUCUCUUUAUUUAAAAGCAAGAAGCCGCGGCACCGCUCCAAUUCCUUCAGUGACGAGAGGGAGCUGUCGGCGCCUUCCACCCCGACGGGGACUUUGGAGUUCGAAGGUGGGGAAGUGUCACUGGAAGGCGGGAAAGUCAAAGGGAAACACGGAAAGCUGAAAUUUGGUACCUUCGGUGGAUUGGGCUCAAAGAGCAAAGGUCAUUACGAGGUGACUGGGAGCGAUGACGAGGCAGGCAAGUUACAGGGCAGUGGCGUGUCCUUGGCCUCUAAGAAGUCCCGACUGUCCUCUUCUUCUAGCAAUGACAGUGGGAAUAAGGUUGGCAUCCAGCUUCCCGAGGUGGAACUCGUGGUUUCCAAGAAAGAGUAGCAGGUCUCUGUGUGGGUGUACAUAUAUGUAUAGAAAUCCAUCAGCCUUGGGUGUGUUUGUAUAUAAACUCCAAAGAGAAACACGCCGGCAGACAGCCUCAGCAAAAUGCAAAGUUCUGGCCUGGGCCAGGAGCAAGCGCUGAAAAGCCAACCGCCUUUAAGCUCACGGCAGGCGCUUUCCGGACAGGUGCAGAGUUCCAAGUUCGUCCAGCCCGUGUGCAGAGUCAACAGUAUUUGCCGUAAGAUUUCAGGUUCUUUUUUUUCUUUUUUGCAUCGAACGCUGAGAGCUCCUGUUUACUAAGCAAGCUUUUGUGUUUAUUAUCCUCAUUUUUACUGAACAUUGUUAGUGUUGGGGUAAUGGAAAGCCACUUUUUCAUGGUAAUGACUUUUGGGGCUUUUGUUAGCAAGGGCGGGGUGGGGUGGAAGGCAGUAGGGAGGGUCAGACCCCGUUUCUCCUAAGAGUGGGUCGAUUCAAACAGCAGACACCCAGCGAGGGCCGAGAGGAGCCAGCGGGCAGGGCGUGUGGGUGUUUUUAGAUUUCUGUAGCAUUGCUUUUUUUCCCCCAUGGGUGGCGGUCCCAGUCAGGUUGGUGCUCGCGGGUGAGCAGGAAGUAGAAUCUGUUUGCAGAUUGGCCAACCCACCGGCUCCACUCGAGGGGCUCCCCAUUCUGUGGAUUGUAAGAGAGAGGUUUUCUUCAUGACCGCCACAUUCCUGAAACGAGUUCUGAUUUCUUUUAAUAAAUGUUAUUGUGAUUAAGAAGAUUUUCCCGCACUUUAAUGGCAAAUUAAUGGAGAAUGUAAGGAAAUCGAUGCUGUCGAAGGCAAAUAAAGCUGUUUAUUAACCCCGA